Molecule: messenger RNA, 2781 nt
Organism: Apiotrichum porosum
Lineage: Eukaryota; Fungi; Basidiomycota; Tremellomycetes; Trichosporonales; Trichosporonaceae
Exons: 3
Coding region: 1-2781 (926 amino acids)
Biological process (GO): tRNA splicing, via endonucleolytic cleavage and ligation
Cellular component (GO): nuclear inner membrane
Molecular function (GO): RNA ligase (ATP) activity; ATP binding
Source: RefSeq, a predicted model, not a curated record
AUGUCCUCGACGGACCUCAAGGACGGCAGCAGCAGUUCAUCGCCCACCAUGGACAAGUACCCCGCAGCGGUGCCAGACCUCCUCGGAGCUCUGCGCGCCCUCAAAAUCGCCAACCCAAAGGCCACUCGCUCGUCGGUCCACAUCUACCCGGCUUCCCUUUAUGCCCCCAAGGAUCCCACAGCCCACGAUCGCCGUAUAACCAGCUGGAAGAUGACAGAACACAUGUACUUUAAAAAGGACAACGGGUUCCCCACUCUCGCACGCGGUCUCUUCACAGAGCACGUCACUCGCCCCGCGGACCAGGUGCCAAAGGCUGCCCUCGAGACGUUCCCCGCCGGUACCGCCAUCGAGGAGCGGAUCGUUGCCAGGGGUUAUGACAAGUUUUUCAACACGGACGAGAUGGCAUGGACUAGCUGGGCCGCGAUUGAGACGCACUCGCAGGCGCCGUACCACUUGACGCUCAAGUCGAACGGCUGUCUCAUCAUGAUUGCGGCCUUGUCACCUACACAACUAGUGGUGGCAUCCAAGCACUCGCUCGGCACCACCAUUGAGGCAGAGGCCACUGCCGACGGCGUGGCAAAUGCCCUCAAGGAGGUCAAGCUCGACAAGGAGCAGAAGAAGGAGAAGGCCGAGGAUGCCAAGGAGGAGAGCGAGUCCAAGACCCACGCUGCCGUUGGGCGCGAGUGGGUGGCUAGGACUCUUGAGGCAAGCGGCAAGACUUCCGAGGAGCUCGCUCAGCGCCUCUGGAAUGAGAAUGUUACCGCGGUUCUCGAGCUCUGUGACGACUCGUUUGAGGAGCACGUUAUCGCGACCCCAGACUACUGGACCGGUCUCCAUCUGCACGGCCUCAACUACAACACGCCCCACUUUGGCACCAAGACCCCCGAGGAGGUGGCCGACUUUGCCAACGAGUUCGGUUUCAUCAUGACCAAGCACGUCACUCUCAACUCUGUCGCCGAGGUCAAGGCGUUUACCGACGAGCUCGCCAAGACUGGUUCGUGGGAGGGUGACAUGAUUGAGGGCUUUGUGGUUCGCUCCACGGUGCGUGCCGUCGAGGGCGAGGAGGCCACUCGCCCGCCUUACCGUCCUGGUGCGCCCUUCUUCUUCAAGGUCAAGUUUGACGAGCCCUACCUCCUUUACCGCCAGUUCCGUGAGACCACCCGCGCUCUCCUCCCUCUCAUUUCGACCCCGGACUUGACUCCGGUCCGCGAGGCUGAGAUCUGGAAGAAGGUGCGCGCAAAGACCCGCCGUCCCGAGGUUGGCGUGUAUGCCGAGUGGUGCGGACGUAUGCUCAAGGAGGAGCCGUCCCUGUUCGACAACUUUGACCGCGGUGUCGUGCGUGUGCGUGAGCGCUUCCUCGCCUAUGUCGACGGUGAAGGCAAGGCAACGUGGGAACUGGCCAAGGCCGGCAAGUGGAAGGCCGGAGCGACCGUACAGGCCGAAAAGGACAAGGCCACCCGCGAUGCCGAGAGGGCCAGCUUGCCCAAGAAGUGGAUCCUCGUUCCUGUCGCUGUCCCAGGAUGUGGCAAGACCACCAUUGGUAUUGCUCUGAACAAGCUCUUUGGCUUUGCGCACACGCAGAGCGACGACGUUCUCUCCAAGAAGACUGCACCCACGUUUAAGAAGAACAUUGUGGACUGCUUCAAGUCGACUGACGUUGUCUACGCCGACCGCAACAACCACAUCCAGAAGCAUUAUGACGAGCUCUCUGGUCUGCAAGAGGAGAAGGCUUUCCAAAAGACACUCAAGCCCUACAACGUCCGGCUUGUCGGUAUCACCUGGGACAUUGACCAGAGGCCAUACCACCGUCUCUUGCGACUGUGUUCCGAGCGUAUUGUUGGUCGUGGCGAGAACCACCAGACCUUGCGACCAGACGCGACCGUGGACGCCGAGCACGAGGCUGUCGUCUCGUCCUUCCUCCACCACUUCACCACUCCCGACCCCACCAUCUUUGACAAGCAGAUCAUUGUCAGCGUCGAGGACGAGCCACGAGCGGCCCUCGGCACUGUUGUGUCGGGCCUUGUCGACAUUCUGGGCCUCGCCAUGCCCACCGAGCAGGCGAUCGAUGACGCCCUUGCCUCUGCCCAGGGCUACCAAACCACUACCCCGUUCCAUGGCCUCGCCCGUGUUGGCAAGCCCGUGCGGUACUUUGGCCUGGCCCCCGAGAUUGACAUCAACGUUGUCGUCGACGAGGCGCUCGCAUCUCCCAUGCCGCAAGAGGCGGCCGACUCGGCGCGCGCCUUUGUCGCCGCAUUGAGAGAAAAGGGCCGUGUCACUCUCAAGCCGCACGUAACGCUCUCGCACGAGAAGAACGUCGAAGCUGAGAAGGAGGCUGCAGAGGAGGGAGCACCCCCCGGCCCUCAGACUGUGGCGUGGAACACGUGCAAGGCGUUGGCAGAGGCCCGCAUGUCCCCCAUGUACGACUUUGACGUGACCCACGUCGUGUGGGAUGACCGCGUCAUGGCGCUCGUCGUGGCUGGUAUCCGCCCUCGUCCAGACACGGCAGCCGUCGUGGACGGCGCGGUGGGCGAGCAGCGCGAGUCGGCUGUCCCCCUUGUUCUUCCCCACGAGGUUGAGGCCAACCUCCACGUCACGGUCGGUACGCAGGAUGAGGAAGUCUCUGCCUUUGAGUCGCGCGGCGUCGUGCGCGUGGCUCGUGAGGCGAGUGCUCGGGGUGUGAGCAGUGGCGAGGGUGGCGAGGCCGUUGAGGGUGGAGGUCCCGUGCACUGGGUCUCUGUGGGUCCCAUCCUGGGUGUGGGCCGUGUGAGGGGCAUGUACUAG